AUGAACUUAGAAAAUAUACCUUUAUCAGAACAAACCAAAAAAAAUCUAUCAAAAAUUGGUUAUUAUCAACUAACCGAUAUUCAGUUAAAAGUCAUUUCUCCUGUGCUAGCAGGAAAAGAUAUUGUUGCUCAAUCCCAAACUGGGACUGGAAAGACUGCUGCUUUUCUCAUCCCUGUUCUCGAAAAAUUGGAAGUUAAUUCUAGACCACAAGUACUUAUUCUGGUUCCUACUCGGGAACUGGCUUUACAAGUAAGCGAAGAGGCUAAAAAAUUGUCCUCUCAUAAAAAUUUGCGAAUUUUAGCCGUUUAUGGUGGAGAUCCUAUUCAUCGUCAGUUGAGAUUGCUUCGUCAGGGGGUUGAAGUGAUAGUGGGGACUCCAGGUCGGGUUAUUGACCAUCUUGAAAAAGGAAACUUAAAAACCGAAAACCUAAAAUUUUUAAUCUUGGAUGAAGUGGAUGAAAUGAUUAACAAAGGCUUUUUGCAAAAUUCUGCCAAAAUCCAGAAUACAUUAAAACCGAAAGGGAAGGAGAAAGGUUUAAAAGUUGACUAUAUUCAUAGUGGUUUAUCACAGCGUAGGAGAAUUAGAGUAUUCGAUCAGUUCAAAAAAAACCGAAUACCAUUACUGAUUGCUACCGAUGUGGCUGCACGAGGUCUACAUGUUGACAAUAUUAGUUAUGUAGUAAAUUACGAUUUUCCUCAGACUCAGGACUUUUAUAUUCACCGAGUUGGUCGAACUGGACGGGCCGGAGCCAGUGGAGUUGCUGGCUUUGCCAUUUAUAUGUUCUUCACUAAAUUUGGCGGUUUUGGGUCAAUUCCUAAUAAACUCCCUGACAAAUUGCCCGAUGUUCCUAGUUCAGCUCCUAGCGUUCCUACUCAAGUACCUAAUACGCCCUCCUUUGAAGAUAUAAAAAAUAACAAUAAUAACGAGGAGACGAAUGAGUCAAUUCUGCUGCAACCAAUAAAUAAUAAUGUUAGUCGCUCAGCAGAGCAAGAAAUACAUCAAUUAUUAAGCAAACUAAGUGAAGUUCAAAAGAGUUGGUUAGAGACGUUAUUAGAUGCUCAAAAGGAGAUUAAGGAAAAUGGCGAUGAUGAUUUUGUCAAGGGGCAACUAAAAACAGCAAGAAGCAUUCUUGAAAAGAGGUCUCAAAGUCAAUCAACUAUUUCCCAGCAGUAUAGUAGAAAUGACCAAGCACAAACAAAUGCUAGUCAGCAAUUAUUUCUUUAUGACUUAAGGAAGAGGAUAGAUACAUUAUUGACUUCUCAAGAAAGGAUUGUAAAAAAAGAAGGAAAUAUUCCUUUUGCUCAGAGAGAAUUAGAUCGAGCAAGGAGAGAUUUAUCAGUAGCAUUAAAAGAAAGUGAAAUCAAUAGUCUCCUAACUAGACAAGAAGAAUUAACAAGCAAAAAUGCCCAAUACUAUCUAGAUCAUUUUUAUUCUAAAGAGGAAAGGACAAAACUAAUUGAAUUAGAUCUUAGUGGUCUGAAUUUGGAAGAUAUUUCUGGUAAUUUGUCACUGGGAGAAAUAGAGAAUAAAAAGUCAGAAACUUCUGUUGUAAAUGGUCGACGCAAACACAAAGAAUUCAAAGAAGAAAGUGUAUUAAAGUUUAAAGAAGAAGGUAGAUUGAGUAUUAGAAAUUUUCCAAUUUUGCGAGAAAUAGAUCUAAGUAUUGAGUUAAAUUGCUCUGAAAAUCAACUGAGUUCUAUUGAUUUUCUGAAAAAUUUACCCAAUCCCGAAAAAUUAACUGUUCUGGACAUUAGUGGAAACAAAUUUCCAAAACAAGAUUUAGAGAUUCUUCAAAAAUUUACCAACUUAGAAAUUCUCACAAUUCGUGCAAACCUUUUUCAUGGCUCUUUAAAACCUAUAAAAAAUAUGACUAAGUUGAGAGAAUUGCACAUCAGCGAUACAGACAUUAAUUCAGGGUUGGAGUACUUGCCUAAUAGUAUAGAAUUUGUUGAUUUAUAUCUCGACAUUCAGAAAAAACCCGAAGCAAAAGUAAAAAAAAUCUGCGAAGAAUUAUGGCUUUAUGGCGAAAAUAAGCAACCAAUUAUUUUGGGUAAUGUUCUUUUGCCGUCUGAGUUUUCUGAUGGAGAGAAAAACGAUGAGAAUUAUAGAAUGGAGGAAGUAAGCGAUUAUAAAAAAGUUCAUCUGCAAUAUAAACUUAAUUUUUUAUCAGACAAUCACAAGAAAAAACAAUCAAUGUUACCCCUCAAACUCUACAACAUAAAAACAGGAAGUAGAAAAGAUAAAAAACUGGCUGAAGAUUUAAAAAUAAUUUACCAACAAGGAAGCACAGAAUAUGAAAAAGAACUUACUAUGACUAAUGUAGAAGAACAAAACCAAGAAGUACCCAAGAUGGGUAUCUACUAUGGUAAUGCUGAAGUAACUUUGAUUCCUAUCAAUACUAGUACAAAGAAUGGAACAAUAGACAAAAAAAAUAAAAAAGAAUUUGCCCAAGAUAUUUUAAAAAAGAUAGCUGUAAAGGAACGUAAUCGAGGACUGCCUAUUGAUGGCAUUUAUUCUAUCUUAGGUUUAUUACCUUAUGGUGAAAAAGUGCCGGUCAGUUAUAAACCAAGGAUAUGUCCAGCAUGCCCUAAUCAAGAAGAAGUUGAGGGUUGUCAACACAAAUAUGAGGAUAAACAACGAGCAAUUUAUACCGAGGAAGAUUUAAAUCAAGUUUUAUUAGACACAGUGAUGAUAGCAGUGGAAAAAGUUAGUUUUUUGGGAGGAAUAGGUAUUGAUUUGAAAAAAGCAAAAUUAGAUUUAAAUAAAAAUGUAAUAAAGCUAACUGGUUCAAGAUACGCAAUAGAAGAAGAUUGGUGGCCAAGUGAUGAAAUACCGAAAAAAAGAGAAGUAAUUUCCGGCAUGAGACGUGAGCAAAAAAAAGUAUUAUUGGAUGAUUACAAACUCUUUGAAAAAGAAUUUCAUGUACGUAACAAAAACAAAAAAGAGCCUGCUUACUGUUUAACAUUGUUAGGCCUCGAGGAAACCCUUAAAUCAAUUAAGAAAGGAGAUACUUUAUUGAUACCUGAACUGGUAGAAUUAGCAAGGGAAAAUGCCAUUAAUUUUGAAGAUUUUGAGGAAUUAAAGAAAAAAAUGGAAGAAAAAACCCUACUCAUCGACAUGGUCAACAAAAAAGUAAUCGAAGGGGAGGAAAAUAUUGCUCAGUAUGAGGCUCAAAUUCAAGUUAAUCCUUAUCAAAAAUAA
This is a messenger RNA of Entrophospora candida, 3201 nucleotides long. The record is from the annotation of a GenBank genome assembly. NCBI's taxonomy places the organism in Eukaryota, Fungi, Glomeromycota, Glomeromycetes, Entrophosporales, Entrophosporaceae.